Kalmanozyma brasiliensis GHG001 is the source of this 2556-nucleotide messenger RNA. Its product is annotated as Mechanosensitive ion channel MscS. Gene Ontology annotation, cellular component: membrane. The transcript has a single exon. Lineage: Eukaryota; Fungi; Basidiomycota; Ustilaginomycetes; Ustilaginales. Gene Ontology annotation, molecular function: calcium ion binding; calcium channel activity. The record is from RefSeq and is a predicted model, not a curated record. Gene Ontology annotation, biological process: intracellular calcium ion homeostasis; calcium ion transmembrane transport. Bases 1 to 2556 code for a protein of 851 amino acids.
AUGACUUCGCUUCCAUACAAAGCAGCCGACAACAUGGACGUCGGCGACAUCCCGUUGACCAACUUCCAGUCCCAUCGUCCCCAGCGAUCCAACGACAGUGCUCAAGCUGACUCUGUCAGUGGGCCAUCGCCAGCGCACUUCCUUCACCAUCAACGGGUCGACGACAACGAUGAUUUGCAAGGUGCGGAUACUCGCACUCAGGGUGCAUACGACCACCUCAAGAACGGACGCGCGACCGCGCAGAACGACAAUGCCAGCGCAAGUGGCAGCGGAAGCGGAAGCAAUGGCGACUCCUCGAAUGCUACCAAGAAUGGAUGGAACGCCAAUCAUGACACCUUGGUCGAGCGCAUGCAACGUCCCACCAAGAUUGGGCUUCCACUCCACCACGAUGCAUUUGAACCACCUCAGGCUCCCUUCGCGAGUGCAGAUGCUCUCGGCGGCCGCACAAGCCGCCCCAUGUCGGUUGCUAGCUCUGCAGACGAGUCCGAGGACUUCGACUGGGACACUUCCAGCGGGGAAGACGACGACGAGAACGACGAAGCGCGCACUCGCAAAGGCGCCAAGAUCACACGUGCCAAACGUGGGCGCAGAGUCUACCUCGCCUGCCUUCGCCUCGCUCGACCCGUUCGUAUCUUUCUCGCGGCUCUCAUCGGCACCGCUCUUUGUCUCGUCCCUUUCAUUGUAGUCACUGCGACCGACAAUGGCACGUCCGCUCGUUCCCAGGUCGUCGUCUGGAGCGUCUGGAUCGCCAUCAUCUGGGCGGCUAGCUGCGGCACCUUCCUCGUCGUCGACUUAAUCCCGCCCUUGGCGCUUCGUCUCGUCCUUGCCGUCUACGGAAAGGCGCCUGAGAUCGUCAAAUCAUACAUCGAAGCGUUCAUGGCCACCACACUGUACGUCAAGCUCGUUCUGUGUGUCACCUGGGCUUGGAUCAGUCUUGGCGGCGUCCUUGCCAUUCAGUACUCGUCGUCUUCUCGUCCCGCCUACUGGCGCACCAUCUUCAAGGUCAUCCGCGCACUCUUCGCAACCAGCAUCAUCUUGCUUGUCGAGAAAGUAGUGCUGCAGUUCAUCGCCAUCAACUUCCACAAGACCGCCGUCCAGGAUCGUCUCGAACAGAACCAGAAGGCGCUCAGAGCGCUCGACAAGCUGCACGAGUCCAAGUAUCUCAUGCAGAAGCGCCGCUUCAAUCCGAUACGAAGUCGUCCCGCUUCGCCUGGCUACAGGCAGGCCUACGGACUGCACGCUGCCAAGCAGUCACGCGACGGGCUUCUUGGCUACUUUCCGACCUCGCAACAGGCCAAAGCAAGUGCGGCAGCCGAAACCAGUGAAAAGCAAUCCGCCGGACAACCAGAACAACAACAACAACAACAUCAUCAUCAUCACCACCACCAUCAUCACCACCAUCCUUCGCUGCAUCGCCGCGACGGCUCCCACACUCCGACACCGAGCGAUCUCCAGAAGCAAGCACGCAAGACCAACAUCGCCUCCCAGAUCAGCGAAGCCAUCGCCAUGGCCACCAUGAAGGACAGUAAGCUCUACAAGGGCAGCUCCUCUGGCUCACAGCGCUCGGCGCGCAAGCUCGCCAAGCUCCUCUUCACCAAUCUUGCGGACAACAAGUCGACGCUCGUCGCCGAGGACUUUGUUCCCUACUUCAAGAGCGAGGAAGAGGCGCGCGAGGCCUUCAACGUCUUUGACGCCGACCGCAACGGUGACAUCAGCAAGGAGGAGAUGCGCGAAGCUGUUCAGCGCAUCUACCGCGAACGUCGCUCCCUCGUCACCUCGCUCAAGGACAUGUCGUCGGCCAUCUCCAAGCUCGACGGCGUGCUCAUGUUCCUUGGUGUCAUUGUCGUCAUCUUCCUCUGGCUGCUCAUCUUCAGCAGCGGUUCCGCCAUCUCCAACAUCGCCCCCCUUUCGACGUUUGUCGUUGGCUUUUCGUUCAUCUUCGGCAACAGCGCCAAGAACAUCUUCGAAAGCAUGAUCUUCAUCUUUGCCACUCACCCAUAUGACGUGGGCGACCUGGUUUGCAUUGACGAGGAGUGGAUGUUCGUCAAGGAGUUUGGGCUAUUGAGCACGACCUUCCGGACGACGGUCAACAGCGAGAUUGUCGCGCCCAACGCGAUGCUGGCGACGAAGAAGUACAUCUACAACUCGCGGCGAAGCGGCCCGCAAUGGGACGUAACGCUGAUCCAAGUCAGCUUCGAGACGUCGCUCGAGACGAUCGACCAGCUUCGUCACAAGCUGUCGUCGUUUACCAAGGAAAACGACCGCGACUUUGCGGGUCCGCUUGACCUCAACUUCGACUCGAUCAGCCAGCAGAACGCUAUCGAGCUAGUGGUCGCAUUUCAGAUGAAGACAAACUACCAGGACUGGGGCACGAGAUGGACGCGGAGGACCAAGCUCAUGCGUCGGAUCAAGACCGCAUGCGAGGAGCUGGGCAUUGUCUACUCGAUGCCGCCCCAGCCGAUCACGUUCCAGCCCAGAUCCGGACCGGCGCCGUUCAAGUUUGGGAAUGCGUCGGUGGGCAUACAGCAGAUGCAGCAGAGGCAGACGUCGCUCUGA